ACGAAGAGCGAACGGUGGAUAACAACCUAACUUUUCAUGAAUUUUAGCAAAUCCAGGCGCUGUAGGGACCAUCAAAAUGCCGAAAAUGAAAAUUUUAGAUUGUAUAAAAUAGCCCUUAAGGAUUUUAGGUCGGAACGUUGUAGUUUUUCUCGCGAGAACAGCCAGUGAAUCAUCAACUGUGCGUCCAGCUAACACGAAUUUUUUAACAAAUUUCAACCGUAAGUUUUAGUUUUCGUUUAAAAAGCUGGACAGACUGUAAGUCUCAAAUGGCCGAUCCUGCCUCCAGAAAAUCAGCAACUCUCAGCCGUUUGCGGUCGCAGUUACGACGAAAGCGAGAAUCGUUGGCGGAUCAAUUUGACUUUAAAAUGUACAUUGCUGUUGUUUUCAAAGAUAAGGUAAGCCAGAAACGUUCUAACGACUGGACAGACUGUAAGUCUCAAAUGGCCGAUCCUGCCUCCAGAAAAUCAGCAACUCUCAGCCGUUUGCGGUCGCAGUUACGACGAAAGCGAGAAUCGUUGGCGGAUCAAUUUGACUUUAAAAUGUACAUUGCUGUUGUUUUCAAAGAUAAGGAUGUGAUUGGAUGUGUGCAAGAAAUUGAUUUCUUUCUGUGGCCUCGGAGUGACAUUGAUAGGAUUGUCUGUCUGCUGUUUUCACGAUGGAAGGGGAACGAAACGUCUGAAUAUAGACUCAUUCAGGGCAAGUUUGAAUUUGAACCUUGUGACUAUGAGAAGCAAUUGCUGAGACUUCUAAGUAGAAAAGAGCACACUGGUUUGAUCAUCAACAAUCCUUCACAAUCACUGUUCUUCUUUGUCAACAAACAUCAGUUACAGGCUGAAAAGAGUAAAGUUGCAGUGUUCAAGAUAUCAAGUAUCUGUCUUCAUAUACCACAAGACCAAUUGACUCACUGGGGAACUGAACUCAGAGAACACGUCCUGGCACCUUUUAUGCCCGAUUGAGCCAUUUUAUUGAUAAGCUGAUCUUGUAUUAACAGAAACUAAGAACUGGCACCCGUCUUUCUGCGUUUAUGAUUUUGUCUGCCCAAUAC
Messenger RNA from Orbicella faveolata, 1045 nucleotides. RefSeq lists its product as uncharacterized. Lineage: Eukaryota; Metazoa; Cnidaria; Anthozoa; Scleractinia; Merulinidae. The record is from RefSeq and is a predicted model, not a curated record.